GGGGUUCUUCCUCGGAACGUUCGGCUCUCCGGGGUUCCUUCUUGGAACGUUCGCGUCGCCAAGGUUCUUUCUCGGAACGUUGCGGAGGCGACUUUCCCGGGCAGCUGCUGAUCAUGAGGAGCAGAGUUGAGGCUUGGAGGAGAGGCCCGGAUCCCCGGCCUUGAACCGCAACCAGCGCUCCAGAAGGCAUGCGUUUCUCCUAGAGGUCGGCCGUCCCCCCGCCCGAUGUCCCGCCUGCCCCCGGGGCUCCAGGAACCCUCUUGGGAACAAGGCAUGACUCUGUGUUGAGGCUCUUCAGACCUGGACUCGAGAAGGAGCCUUGGGAAGGGCAUCAUGGAGGACUUCACGACCAGGACGUACGGGACCGGAGGCUUGGAUAACCGGCCUCUUUUUGGAGAGACGUCGCCAAGGGACAGAAUAAUCAAUCUUGCCGUUGGCGUCGUAGUUUCCUUGUUGCUUCUAGUCACUUUAAUCAGUGCUUUCGUCUUUCCUCACCUACCUCCAAAACCAGUGAAUAUCUUUUUUGCUUUCUGCAUCUCCUUGAGUUGUGCUUCGGCUGGCAUUCUUAUCUAUUGGUAUCGACAAGGAGACCUGGAGCCUAAAUUUAGGAACCUCAUCUACUACAUUUUGUUCUCGAUCAUCAUGCUUUGUAUAUGUGCCAACCUCUACUUCCAUGAAGUGGGGAAAUGACAAAGGUGGCAACGCGUCCAGGUGCUCCCAGGUAGCGUUUUUCAGGCCGUGCUUUCUGAGGAGAGGACCAGGAGGGCUUCCAAAAUAACGCAAGACCUCAACCGGCACAAGAGGUCGGAAGGAAGACCCAGAGGAUAGUUCAGAGGGGUGUAUUUCAAUGGUCCUUCCUUCCUUCCUUCCUGCCGGUGAGGUGAAGUGGUGCAAUACGACAAGAGCAUCUGCUUUAGGGAGUGGGGGUGGGGUGAGCCACAGAAUCGCUAUUAGCACACUUAAUGAACAUUCCAGUUGUAUGACGUUUGUGUUUUUCAGAGUGGCGCACCCUUUUUCCCCCCUCCCCAUUGUGUGUGGGGGGGAAAAAAACGGCCUUCUUUUUUUAUUAUUACACUGUACAAAAAAACCCGCAGCACUGCAAAUGUCUAUACUACAUUAUAAAUAAAAAGGCAUUUACUAUGACAGAA
Messenger RNA from Pantherophis guttatus, 1148 nucleotides. It is a transcript of the gene TMEM243, whose product is annotated as transmembrane protein 243. The record is from RefSeq and is a predicted model, not a curated record. NCBI's taxonomy places the organism in Eukaryota, Metazoa, Chordata, Lepidosauria, Squamata, Colubridae.